AUGAACGCCUUGGAGGUCUAUCAACCCCCCGAAUCACCCCCUCAAUCACCGCCACUAGUCGCAUACGGAGAUCCCAGACCAAAUACAGCUUCCACCGUCAUCGCCACCCUCUCCCUCUGCGCCGUAUUCCUUGCCCUUGCAUUCCUCGCUGGCUACGGCGUGUACCGUUUCGGCACGGGCUUUCUCCUGGGCAAGCGGGUUCCCAGGGAGCGUGGUGAGGCUACCGGUGACAACGGUGUGUUUCCUUUAUUUUACCUUUGGCUUGGUUUUGGCGUUUCUCACUGAUGACUGGUGUAGGGGGGAUUAACACUGGGGCCAGGGGUGGUGGUGCUCACGGGGACGAGGGGAUAGGUGGAGGGUUAGAUACCGUGGUUGAGGUUCCUGAGGAGGAGGAGAAGGGAGAGGAGAAGGAGGAGGCAGAGGAGAAGAGGCGGGGAGAUAUGCGGGAGAGCGGGGCGGGGCGGAAGUUUGCGGAUAUUGAAUCGGGCAGGUGGUGGUAG
Molecule: messenger RNA, 500 nt
Organism: Tuber aestivum (summer truffle)
Lineage: Eukaryota; Fungi; Ascomycota; Pezizomycetes; Pezizales; Tuberaceae
Source: the annotation of a GenBank genome assembly